CCCCUCCGCUUAUGCAUGCACCUCUACCUAUACGCAAGGAGGCGGCCGCUGCCGCCGCCGCCGCCGCCGCAAUCCUCGAUGAAUCGUCCACCGCAAGAGUCGCUCUAUCUCGCCGCCGCUUCGUCCUCCUCAAUGAUCGGACAGUUCCUUUCUUGGACGAUGUCGUUGCUCAGGUGUCUGCUGCUUGAGCAACCCAACGCCACGGGCUACGCAGUUCUGGCCAUCGUCCUUUGGCUUCUCUACAAAAUCGCCAGUCGACCCAUCAAUUACGUCAAGGAGCUGAGCAGCGUUGGCUUUGACCAGACCCUUGAGAGUGGCUCCGCAGGUCGCUGGAAGGACAAAAGCAGGUCGGAGCUGGCCACUGAGAUGAACAGGCUGCGCAAAGUGGGCAACAUGCCCCCCGCAUUUCCCAACGGCUGGUUCGCCCUUAUCGAGUCCGACACCCUGCAAAAGGGCCAAGUCAAGCACGUUGCCGUCCUUGGCGAGAAUUUCGCUGUGUUUAGGGGCGAAGGAGGCAACGUGUAUGUCCUGGACGCCUAUUGUCCGCACUUGGGCGCAAACAUGGCCGUUGGUGGCUGUGUCAAGGGUGAAUCCCUCGAGUGUCCCUUUCACGCCUGGCGCUUUGCAGGCAAGGACGGUCAGUGCAUUGCAAUUCCUUAUGCUGAAAAAGUUCCAGAGUUUGCAAAGGCUCGGCAAUGGCCUAGUUGUGAGGUGAACAGUUUCAUUUUUGUUUGGUAUCACGCGCAGAACGAGGACCCUUCGUGGAAACUGAGCCCUCUAGCACAGUUAGCGCCGAGCCACUGGGUCUAUCGAGGAAGAUCCGAGUUUUACAUCAGCGCCCACAUACAAGAAAUACCCGAAAACGGAGCGGACGUGGCGCACUUGAACGCAAUCCACGGACCGUCGCUUUUGGCCGGAGGAAGCCUCAACACGUCCGGAUUUCUGGCGGGCGGAUCGUGGGCUCGCCACUUGUGGACGGCCUCGUGGGCAGCGCAAACUGCGUCGGGUGAAACGCACAAGGCUGUUCUCUCUCUAAGACACGAGUUUCGCCUAUUCAGUAAAUUUGCAUUGAUUAACAUGGACGUCAAUGCAGUGCAGAUUGGGCCAGGAUAUGUUGAGCUUUCUAUUGACACAACUUUUGGCAAAGCAGUGAUUUUACAAAGCGUCACCCCGGUGGGUCCGAUGCUGCAGAGAGUAAUUCACCGCAUGUACGCUGCCCCGUCAAUGCCUGCCCCAUUCGCCACUGUUAUCAUGUUGGGAGAAGCGAUAAUGUUCAAAAGAGACAUCAUGGUGUGGAACCACAAAAAGUUUGAGGAUCGGCCGCUGCUGGUGCGCGAGGACAGGGCCAUAAACCGGUACCGCCGCUGGUAUUCACAGUUCUAUUCGGAAAACAGUCUGCGUCUUGGCAAGAGUCCAGAGGGACUAGACUGGUAAUUUUAAGUGUGAAAUUAUUUUGACGAGAAAUUCUGAUUCACAACAUAUCAUAAUGCUCUAUUACACAUUUUUUUUUUUUUUUUUGUAAAAUAUUAAUUAUUGUUGGUGCACUUUUUAAAUUACUCUCUAUAUGGGGCGCAAUUUGAUAACAUUUAUAUUUUAUUGUUUCCAUUGUACAUUUUUUUUCUUCUACGGAAUUAUAUAAAAAUAUGAAAUGUUGUAGAAAUUUGUGGGCGCUGCAUUUUUUUCCAGAAAAUUUAAAAAUUGUAUUUAAAAUAUGAAAUUUUUCAAUUAAUUUACUAUCGGUAAAUGAAUGCAAGUGCAGUCUGAGCAUUUCAGCCAGACGCCAGACACACUUCAUGACUCUGCCUGAAAAUGUGUGAAGCACGCAAGAAGUAAAAUUUUGGCUAACCACCAACAAAGACCAAUGAUGAUCAAGGCAGUAAAAUAAAAUCUAGUGGUUUAAUUAAUCAAAUUCAAAUUAAACCAAAUAAAAACGUACGAUUGAAAACAAAAUUUGAAAAUUAAUAAAAAUAAAAAUUGAAAUACAAAUAUUCCUUAAU
This is a messenger RNA of Neocloeon triangulifer, 1997 nucleotides long. It is a transcript of the gene nvd, whose product is annotated as cholesterol 7-desaturase nvd 1. The coding region runs from base 16 to 1434 and encodes 472 amino acids. The record is from RefSeq and is a predicted model, not a curated record. The transcript is spliced from 8 exons. Gene Ontology annotation, biological process: cholesterol metabolic process; chlorophyll biosynthetic process. Gene Ontology annotation, cellular component: chloroplast. Lineage: Eukaryota; Metazoa; Arthropoda; Insecta; Ephemeroptera; Baetidae. Gene Ontology annotation, molecular function: 2 iron, 2 sulfur cluster binding; chlorophyllide a oxygenase activity.